Messenger RNA from Camponotus floridanus (Florida carpenter ant), 1439 nucleotides. RefSeq names its product 3-hydroxyisobutyryl-CoA hydrolase, mitochondrial (gene Hibch). Bases 171 to 1385 code for a protein of 404 amino acids. The transcript has 8 exons. Gene Ontology annotation, biological process: L-valine catabolic process. Gene Ontology annotation, molecular function: 3-hydroxyisobutyryl-CoA hydrolase activity. Gene Ontology annotation, cellular component: mitochondrion. NCBI's taxonomy places the organism in Eukaryota, Metazoa, Arthropoda, Insecta, Hymenoptera, Formicidae. The record is from RefSeq and is a predicted model, not a curated record.
AGGACAGCGAUUACCAACAGUUGCUAUUCUAGCUACAAUGUACAAGUGGUGGCAGUUCACAUCAUCCAGCUGAUAAUGAGUUGACAGUCUAUCGAUUUUUCGACAGUACUUUAUAAAAUAGAUACAUAGAAAUUAAUUUUACAAAGCUCGAAUUUCUAUUUCUUGAAAUUAUGCAAAUUCUUGCAUUAACGUAUCUCCAGAACAUCCCAGGAAAAUUAUAUUAUUCGAGUGCAACAAUAACACGUGUUGCUAUUAGAUGGUUAUCAACAGCAGAUUCUGUUAUAGCAUCUUCUAAAGAAAGAAAAGGAGCAGCUAACAUACAAACAAAUAUGAAUGACGAUGUUCUUUUGAAAGAGGUUGGAGAUAGCGGUAUAAUAGUUUUAAACAGACCUAAAGCAUUGAAUGCUUUAAACUUGUCCAUGGUUCAAAAGAUUUAUCCUAUUCUUAAAGAAUGGGAAUCUUCGAAGAAACUGGUAAUAAUAGAAGGUGCGGGUGAAAAAGCAUUUUGUGCAGGUGGCGAUAUCAAAGCAAUCGUUUUAGAUAAAAGGGCAAACACUUUGGGUGCAGAAUUUUUCAGAAAAGAAUAUACUCUGAAUUAUUUGAUUGGAACAUAUAAUAAACCUUAUAUCGCUAUAAUUAAUGGGAUAACAAUGGGAGGUGGCGUUGGAUUAUCUAUACAUGGCAAAUACAGAGUCGCUACGGAAAAAACACUUUUUGCUAUGCCCGAAACGGCGAUAGGAUUAUUUCCUGAUGUCGGCGGGAGUUACUUUUUGUCUAGAUUGAAAGGAAAAUUAGGUGUCUACCUAGGACUGACAGGACAUAGAUUAAAAGGUAUCGACGUACUUCUCGCUGGAAUUGCAACGCACUUUGUCCCAUCGGAGAAACUCGCGGAUUUAAAACACGACUUGUUAGCAUUACAAAAUACCGGCAUAAUCGAGGAUAUCUUAAAUAAAUAUCAACCGAAAUUAAAUCAUGAAUUCAGUUUGGCGCCUCACAUGUCAAAAAUAGAAAAUUAUUUCUCUGCUCCGUCUGUCGAAGAAAUAAUUGAGAGACUAAAGAAAGAUAAUUCAGAAUGGGCCCAGAAGACUAUAGGCAUACUGCUCCAGAUGUCUCCAUCUUCUCUCAAAAUUGCUAAAAAAGCAAUUGAUGAAGCAAAUGGAAAAUCAUUAGCAGAGUGUUUAGAGAUCGAAUAUAGAUUAGCGUGUAGUGCUCUGGAAGAAGGCAGUGAUUUCUACGAAGGUGUCAGAGCUCUCCUGAUCGAUAAAGACCAAAAACCGGUAUGGAAGCCGUCGUCCUUGGCCUAUGUUACUGAUGAAUAUAUAAAUAAACAAUUUGCAAGACUUCCUGCAGAAAAAGAAUUAAAAUUAUGUGCUAGCAAACUGUGAGAAAAAACUUUAUUAUGAAUAUUGUUACGAAGCUUUACUAUGAAUGUUGUUAUA